Messenger RNA from Guillardia theta CCMP2712, 3597 nucleotides. RefSeq lists its product as hypothetical. Gene Ontology annotation, molecular function: protein binding. The transcript has 10 exons. Lineage: Eukaryota; Cryptophyceae; Pyrenomonadales; Geminigeraceae. The coding region runs from base 1 to 3597 and encodes 1198 amino acids. The record is from RefSeq and is a predicted model, not a curated record.
AUGAGCCAGAUUCAGUCAGCCAUCACUGACUUCGCAGGAAGAUCUCUGCUUGACAAGGUGGUGCCACCAGGCAUGUCACCACUAGAUGUUCCGUCUCAGGAGCUGAUCCAAACGUUUCAAGACGCUGUUUCAAACGAGCAUGCCAAGUGGAAGCUAGAAGUAGAAGCUCGAGUGAACCACAAGAUGGACUCGUUCGUGCAGAACAUCUCGCAGAAGCUGGGAUCGGUGAGCAGCGUUGGAGUUUACUCGCUUCCACUCACGGCGGAAGUGAAUUUUCAGAUUCUUGUAGUGGAGGAUGAAGACUCUGAGUCCACGUUACCAUCGGCACAAGCGCUUGUUAGCUCAGAACUGUCAUCAGACAUCAACGUCAUUAGACAGCAAAGAGGGGCGUUUGCAACCAGAAGGCAGAUCACGCAACUGCAAGAGGAGGUCAUCGAGAUUGAGCAGAAGCUGCAGAGAUUGAAUCAGCGGGUGACAGAUACCAGCGAGACACUCCCUGCUCUUGUCCACGAUGAGAUUCACAAGCAGCUAGAGGAUUUGUCGGACCGAUUUGCUUUUGUUGUGAGAUACCAUGACAACCUGUACAAAGAGAAGCUGUCAAGGGUAAGAGAUGCUGCUGCUCAGAUCAUCUCAGAUCAGAUCGCUACCAUCGAGAGCCAGUACGAGACGCGGAUGGCGAGUGCGUUGCAGUCGUUACAGAGUGACUUUGAUGGUUACAAGAGCGAGGUAGAGGCGGUCAAGAUCAGGCAUCGAACGGAGUUGGACAUGCGGGAUGUUCAAAUCAGCAGGUUGCAAGCAAUGAUCAACCAAGUCGUGGCGUGCGGGAUCGACGUUUACUCCGACGUCCCGCUGAAUGUGCAGAUGUCAAGGAUGAGCCUGCAGAGGACGAGGUCGAACUCGCUCAGCUCUGGGAGGCGGAAGAGUAUGAGCAGAUGGAGCAGGCAGAACGGAAGCGCACAGGAUUUGAGUCUUCAGGGAGGUGAAGUCAGGACGCCGUCGGACACGCCCAAGUCGACGAGGACGAGCAACGACCAGCUGGAGCCCAGCAGCCUUCACAGGUUGGAGGAGGAAGAGGAGAAGCUUGUCGUGGCCCAGCAGCCGCUUCCUCCAGCUACAACCCAGCAGCCUGUCAGGGUUGAGAGCGCAGGAAGAGUCAUCUUCAAGCACGAGAGGGAGGUCUUACCCGAGCCCGAGGACGGUGGGAGCGGGUCGGAGGUGGGUAGGGAGUUGGAGGACAUGGAGGAUGAAGCAUGGCUUGCUCGAUCGUCGCAGCUCUCGAUGCAGCUGGUGGGGUCGAGGUGCGACUGCAGGAAGAAAGUCUACAACGACAGUCUUAAGUCUCAGCUGGAGCCCUGGCGGAGGCCUGCUGGGGUCGUAAUCACUUGGCAUCCGACGCUGGCAGAUGGCCCGGCAGGGACUAGAAGCCCCGAGGAGAUGCAGGAGGCGCUGGGAACGAUGCUGGGAAAGGAACUUGUAGCAUGUGGUGGAGAUGGUGAAGACGACCCGAUGGCAGAUGGCAAAGUUCUUGACGCAGUUGUUGUUUUGUUCUUGCUCAGCGAUUCGUAUGCCAAGGACAGGCGAUGUUUGCGACAUUUUCGGCUCCUUGUAGAGAGAGAAAGUCUCGUCGUCAUUCCGGUGGUGAUUGCAAAGGAUGUGGAUGAAAACAAUUCAAUGAUGAGCGAAGAGACUGAGAUGGGAAGUAUGCUCAAGGGAUUAAAGAUUGAAGAUGUGACGGGAAAGGAAUCGUGGGGUGUGAGGAGUCAGAGUUUGAUCAAAAUUCCGGAAAGCAUGCUUGCAGGAGGCAAACUUAGCGAUCCUGUUCGCAUUGCGGCGAUACUGGAAGAGAGUCCGUGGAUCAGCGAGUUUGAGACGAAGAAGUGCUGUCUUGCCUCGCAUGCACAGAACAAGAAUGUCCAUGUUGACAAGUUUCACAAUAUCUUGCAGGCCAUGUCGCACAGCCAAGUGAUUCUGAUUUUCAUGAGCGACGAAUACUGUUCUUCCUCAGUGUGCUCAAUGGAGUUUGAGAUCGCAACCAAGAUAGUUUGUAAACCCAUCGUCAUAUGCAUGUUAUCUUCUCCGAACAGCUCUUGGAAGUUCACAAGGAUAGGGAAGAACGCGUUGACUUACGACAAUCGUGUAAGGUUUGAAGAUAUCAGGGAGGAAACAGAUUUACGGAUGCUGAUCGAAAAGAUGAAACACAAUAUCACAACAGUGAGGUUGAAGGUUGAAGACGACUUCAAGAUGGAAGAACAUGAAGAGAUGUUGAGUGCAAUGUUCAGGAUGAUCAACAUUGGAGGGAAGCAUUCUCUAUCGCAAUCAUUGGUAAAAGACGAUCUGCUCACUGCCGGGAUGCAAUUUCAGCUAGUUGAGUUGCUGAUGAUCGAGAUAUGCAAUCAAGAUGGAAAUGUCUCUCUCGCAAGCUUCUUACAAGGUUGUGCAAACUUGAUGAAAGUGGACAAGCGGAACAGAACGUUGUUCAGACACGCCUAUGAAACUUUGCGACGUCAGCACGAGCAGAAGAGUGCAGCUGCUGCAAAGUUGCAAUCAUCAUCGAGAAUGGUUACGAGAAGAGAGAACUACAAGAACACUCUGCAAGACAUGAUGACGUUCGAGCAAGAAAUCAAGAAGAUGAAUGCUGCCCUUGCGCUCUCAACUGAGCAGGCGAACGCGAUCAGGUAUGAUUUCUUCCGUCAAGGGCUGGUCCAUGGCGAGAAGAAGUCACAGGAGGCAGCAGAAAGAAAGUUGGUCAUGUUCAAACUUGCUUUCCGUGAAGGCGCAAAGUUUGCAAUGGAAGUUAUGGAAAAGAACAAGAACAACAGGAAGAUUGCUGUUGAAGACAUCAAGAAAAAGAUAAAAGAAAUGGAUAGCUCCAAGAAUUCUCUCAACGAACAACACAUAACAGGUUUCAUACAAGGCGCGUCACUGUUUGUUGACGACCCAAACCUCUUUGUUACUCCUUCCACUGCUGACAAGGAUGUACAAGUGAACGAAGUUGACACGUUGAGCUCCGAUUCCGAUGAGACAGACUCGGAGGAAUAUCAAGUCAACAACAACAACAUCAAUCAUCAUCAACAUCACCACCAUCACCAUCAUGUUUGCGAGAAGUGCAUGUUGAGGGAAGAAAUUCGAAGAACUAUGACGUCGACGUCGACACAAACUCAAAGAGCAAACAUUUUCAUCGAUGAGAAGGAAGAUCUUGACAGGAUAUGGAGGAAAGAACAGCCCUCUAGCUUCUCUCUCUCAUCGCACAAGCUCCACGUGGAGAAAACUCUCAACGAGUUUGUUAUGAUGGAGGACAAAAAUGAAACCACAAAGGACGACAACAAAGAAACAUCACCGGGGAGUGUUGAGAUGAACAGAGAAGAUCUCAAACAGCAUCUCAUGAAACAAGACAUCAUCUCUGACAUCGAUCGCAUCUUCUCAUCCACCGGCAACGUUGUAGACGCGAGCGCGUCAGGAAGCAUCAAGGCCAGGAGGGAGCACGAGCAGGAAGAAAUCCCCUUCCUCUUCGAUGAAGUCAUCAAGGUGGUUCCGAGCUUGAACGAAGGCUGUCUCGUCCUAUUUCUGCUUCAGUCACUCCCAAGUGGUCGAGGAUGA